AUGAGUGCCCGUCAACGGCAUUCGAGGAUCACUACCGACGACGGAUGGACCACCAUUUCCAACUCAAAUUCUCGAAAGAGCAAGACUCAAAAUGGAAAGAACAACAAUAAUAAAAAGAAAGGCAGCGGACAGAAGCAAAACUCCAUCGAGAAAAAGAACGACAAUGCAUCUUCAGCAGCAGAAAAUACGACGGAAAGGGGAAAAAAUAAUUCUGCGCUUUUAGCGCAUAAAUCCGACUUAGACUUCCACAGUAAAUCAGAAGUCGUUACUGAUGGGAAAAUAGACAAUGCAGAGUUGGAAAAGGUUAGGACGAGAGUUGAGAAGCAGAUCGCGGGGUUUAUGGCUUCGGAAUGCUGUGGGAAGGUGAAGGAGAUGGUUAGAGGGGAGUUUGGAGUUACUACCCCUCCUUCUGUCGAGGGGGGUGGGAAUGAGGAGAAUGGAAAGAAGGAAGGGACUAUCAAGAAGGUUCUUAUUCUGGCUCUUGGAUCGCUAUCCGAGACUUUUAAGGCUGCACCAGGGUACCAACUUGCUGCAAUACUAUCGAUCAUUGAGGUUCUUAAAGAAUCCUACGGGUGUCAAAAUAAGUCUACAGAUACCGAAGUCCCCGAAAAGGAGGAAGAAAAGGAAACAACAGAAAAAAAAGAGGAACAUAUUGAUACCGAUGAUACAAAUCUAUCAAUCCUUUCUUACGACCCAAUCUACACUCCAAUCGACAUCUCCAUCCUCUCAAGCUAUAAUAUCACCACCGUCUCCGCUUCUUCUCUCCCAACAACCUCAAUAAAUCAAGACUCUUGGGACAAAGAUUGGUAUGAAGAUGCAGUGGUUUAUAUGCCACACGCCUCCGUAUGGCUGAAUCAUAAGUAUCUCAUGUAUAAGCCUAAAGUAUGGAUUGGAAAUACAUUCGAGGUUUAUGAAAAUGCGGUCAGUGGGGGUGGGGAGGUUGAUGAAAUGUUGAAGGAGGCGGCGAGGGUUAGAAAGGAGGAAGGGUAUGUGAAGGUGGAGUGGCCGGAGGAAGGAUGGGGUGGUGGAGCGGUUUUUAACAAUUUGGUGGUUUAUGUUAGGAGGGGGAGUACCGGGGUAGAAGUGACGGGGUGA
Orbilia oligospora ATCC 24927 is the source of this 1095-nucleotide messenger RNA. RefSeq lists its product as uncharacterized. Bases 1 to 1095 code for a protein of 364 amino acids. The record is from RefSeq and is a predicted model, not a curated record. The transcript has a single exon. NCBI's taxonomy places the organism in Eukaryota, Fungi, Ascomycota, Orbiliomycetes, Orbiliales, Orbiliaceae.